Zingiber officinale is the source of this 2021-nucleotide messenger RNA. Its product is annotated as ACT domain-containing protein ACR4-like. The transcript has 7 exons. The record is from RefSeq and is a predicted model, not a curated record. NCBI's taxonomy places the organism in Eukaryota, Viridiplantae, Streptophyta, Magnoliopsida, Zingiberales, Zingiberaceae. Bases 358 to 1710 code for a protein of 450 amino acids.
CAAGACAGAAGAAAGCUGUGUUUAAUCCCUUUCUUCAGCCUUUUCCUCCUCCACUUCUGUCUCUCCCCUACCCUUUCACCAAUCCAAGGGCCACAAAACAGUCACAGGCCGACUGGAAACCCUGAACACAGUCCCACACUGCAAUAUUAAAAAAAGGACUAGCCUUUCAGAAGAGUGUGUGUGAGAGUAACUAAAAUAGGAAGGGUCAAAGAACAAGGAGAUAGGGAUCGUUUUUGUUUCAGUUAGUUCCUCCUCCAGUCAUCCUCUCGAGUGGUUGUGUGUUCACCUGCUUCUCUACUCCUCCCCUACUACUGGUAACAGCAAGUACAAGCACUAGCACUGUUGGUUGUAGCUCCAAUGGACCAUGAGUUUUUGGCUGACAUUGAUGAUGAGUAUGAAAAGUUGGUGAUUCAGUUGAAUCCUCCAAGGGUUUCUGUGGACAACACUUCCAGCAGGAAAACCACCUUGGUGCAGGUCAGCUGCUCGGUAGGCAGUGCAAACAGGCAAGGAAGCUUGUUGGAGGUGGUGCAGGUUUUGACUGACCUCAACCUCACCAUCACAAGGGCUUACAUCUCCUCUGAUGGAGAGUGGUUUAUGGAUGUGUUCCAUGUCGUGGACCAAAGUGGGAACAAAAUUUACGAUGGCGAAGUCAUCGACCGCAUUCAAAAGUCAUUAGCAGCAAGAGCAUCAAUCUCGCAGUUAUCGCGAAGGUCUGUGGGAAUACAAGCCUCAUCGGAACAUACUUCCAUUGAACUAGUUGGCAGAGAUCGACCAGGCCUGCUCUCUGAGAUUUUUGCAGUUCUCUCGGACCUCAAGUGCAACAUCGUUGCCGCUGAAGUAUGGACACACAAUUUGCGGAUGGCAUCAGUUAUCUACAUCACAGAUGAAGAAAGCGGAGGGCCAAUUGAAAACAGCGACCGGCUUGCGAAUAUCAAACGCCUCCUCCGCUAUAUCCUUGUAGGAGACAGAGACAAGAGGAGCGCAAAGACUGCAAUUUCUGUAGGAGUAACUCACACUCAGAGGAGACUGCAUCAGAUGCUGUAUGCUGAUAGGGACUAUGACAGGGGUGACACCGCCGGCGAGGAGAGGAGCAAGCUAGUUGUGAAUGUGGAGAAUUGCACUGAGAAAGAUUACUCCAUGGUGAAUAUGAGGUGUGAUGAUCGGCCCAAGUUACUGUUCGACACAGUUUGUACUCUCACAGACAUGGAGUAUGUGGUGUUUCAUGCAACUGUGAUUGUCGAAGGGCCAGAAGCAUAUCAGGAAUAUUACAUUCGACAUGUCGAUGGAAGCCCCAUUAGUUCAGAAGGGGAGAGACAAAGACUAGUCCUCUGCUUGGAGGCUGCAAUCAGAAGAAGGAAUGCAGAGGGUGUGAGACUUGAACUUUGCUGCGAAGACAGAGUUGGCCUCUUGUCUGAUGUAACUCGCAUAUUCAGAGAAAAUGGACUUUCAGUCACACAGGCCGAGGUCACCACUCGGGGAUCUCAAGCUGUCAAUGUGUUCUACGUCACAGAUUCUUCAGGGAAUCCUGUUCACAGUCGAAUGAUCGAGGCAGUGAGGAACGAAAUUGGGCAGGCGAUUCUGCAAGUCAAGGAUGAGAUGCACGCAAAAGCUUCGGCAGAGGAGAGUGGGAGAUUCUCAUUGGGCGGUCUCUUCAGGUCCAGAUCAGAGAAGUUGCUACAUAACUUGGGGCUCAAAAGAUCAAGCUCGUGAGAUCAGUUUUCUCCUCACUGACCACCAUCGACUUCUUCACUUUGGCCUGAGUGAAUGCCGAGGAUCUGUGGAAGAAGUCCAUGUACUUUCAACUGUUGGCUGCUGUAAAAGAAGUUGAGCCUCACCUUUCUUCGAUGCAAAUGAGACAUUCAAAAGAAGCACUGCUUCAAUUUUCCUACUUGCUGCAAAAUGUACUCAUUGCAUGAAAGAAUCUUUGACCUUGGCUUUCAUGAGCAGUCAUCAUCUUUUCUCUUGAAGAAUACUUCAGAUACAUGAAGAUACCAUUAAUGAAGCAUCUUUACUCUGAUACA